Paramecium tetraurelia is the source of this 378-nucleotide messenger RNA. RefSeq lists its product as uncharacterized. Lineage: Eukaryota; Ciliophora; Oligohymenophorea; Peniculida; Parameciidae. The record is from RefSeq and is a predicted model, not a curated record. The transcript has 2 exons.
AUGAUCAGCAUUUUGUUUGUUUGUUUAGAUUCUGAAUAUGAAAGUCAAUGUCCAUUGAUUGCAAUAAAAAUUUUGAGAAGCUUGACUGUAAUACCAAUUGUGAAUGAAGUGAAGAUGAUUAUAAUUCCAUUAAUCAGAGAAUUACCUCCAAAUUUGGUUCGACCAUUAAUAUUGAGUUCAUUGAUGAUGGCUGUUGCUUUCCUCAUCUCGAUGAUUUAUAGUACUCUUAAGAUUACGUAUAGUUUAAUAAUGAACUUAUUUUACAUCAUAUUAGUAGUUCUUAUCAUAUCGGUAUGCCUUGGUAUUUCAAUGAAUUCCAUACCUGUACAACAAAAUUUUUAAUAGUACUUUGAGUACAUCAAAUUAUUAUACUAAUGA